Labeo rohita (rohu) is the source of this 2502-nucleotide messenger RNA. It is a transcript of the gene txndc5, whose product is annotated as thioredoxin domain containing 5. Lineage: Eukaryota; Metazoa; Chordata; Actinopteri; Cypriniformes; Cyprinidae. Gene Ontology annotation, molecular function: protein disulfide isomerase activity. Gene Ontology annotation, cellular component: endoplasmic reticulum. Bases 113 to 1324 code for a protein of 403 amino acids. The record is from RefSeq and is a predicted model, not a curated record. Gene Ontology annotation, biological process: protein folding. The transcript is spliced from 10 exons.
CUUCUGAUUGCUGUUCAGAUAUUGUACAGAUCAGCUCUGUCUGCUAGCUGCUCACUCACUCACACACAAACUCACAGCUCCGUUUCAUUCACAGGCCUGCUCAGUUGUGAACAUGACGCCGUUUUUAACGGGUUUUAUUUAUUUGGCGCUUUUGUGUAGUAGGAUACGCUGUGAUAAUGACACAGAAGAGGAUGAGCACGCCAAACACACAUACACGGUGGAGAUGUUCAAUGAUGCCGUCUCUACUGCUCCACACUUCGUCAUGUUCUUCGCGCCCUGGUGUGGUCACUGUCAGAGGCUGCAGGGGACGUGGAACGAACUGGCAGAUAAAUAUAACAACAUGGAAGCUCCUCCAGUGUAUGUUGUUAAAGUCGACUGCACAAAGGACACAAAGUUUUGUUCCAGUGAACAUGGGAUCCGUGGAUACCCAACUCUGAAGUUGUUUAAACCUGAUCAGGAGGCUGUAAAGUAUCAGGGUCCGAGAGACUUGCAGGCCCUGGAGAGCUGGAUGCUGAAAACCCUGCAGGAGGAACCUGAAGAACCCCAGACUGAACCUGAGCCUCCCAAAGUCCCUGAACCCAAACAGGGCCUGUAUGAACUCACAGCCACAAACUUCAAAUCACACAUCGCUAAAGGUUCUCACUUUGUGAAGUUUUAUGCACCGUGGUGUGGGCACUGCAAAGCCAUGGCUUCAACAUGGGAACAGCUCGCCACCAGCUUUGAGCAUUCAGACAGCAUCAAGAUCGGCAAGGUGGAUUGCACACAGCACUAUGAGGUGUGUUCAGAUAAUCAGGUUCGUGGUUAUCCCACGCUACUUUUCUUCACUGAUGGAGAGAAGGUCGAUCAGUACAGAGGAAAGCGUGAUCUGGACUCAUUUAAAGAGUUCGUUGAUAAUCACUUGAAAGCUGCUGAAUCUAAAGAUGAACCUGCGAACGAGGAGGAGCACGCUCACGAAAUCCCACCUAGCGCUGAACCUGAAAAACAAGAGUCUAAUGUUCUGGUCUUGACUGAGAGCAACUUUGACGAGACUGUUGCCAAAGGACUCUCCUUCAUCAAGUUCUAUGCCCCAUGGUGUGGUCACUGCAAGAACCUGGCCCCUACCUGGGAGGAUCUAUCUAAAAAGGAGUUUCCUGGUCUGACUGAUGUGAAGAUUGCUAAAGUGGACUGCACCGUGGAGAGAACUCUCUGCAACAGAUACUCUGUUCGCGGAUACCCAACUCUCCUGAUGUUCCGGGCGGGGCAACAGGGGGAGGAGCAUAAUGGAGGACGGGACUUGGAGAGCUUGCACAGUUUUGUCAUGAAGCAAGCAAGAGAUGAGCUGUAACUCCUCCCUCAUUUUCCAUCUGACAACACAUCCUUCACAAAGCAACACUAUCUACAUUUACCAUAAUGUCAAACGGACUGCUUUUUCUUAAUUUCUGUCUCUCAUCUGCUGAAGUGAGGACAGUCUUUUCCACAUGAUAAAAUGUGAAUGUACAUGAUUUCAUCUUGACCAGUUGAUGAGAUUAUUAGCGAUUACAACCACAGGCUUUUUGAUUUUUUUCCCCUUUCUCCCGUAAAAAAAAAAAAAAAAACAGCUGUAUAAUUGAAAGAAAAUUACACUUCAGUUAAGAGCAUUACAUCAUUUAAAGGUGCAUAUUUUGUAAGUGUCAGUUAUAUUUGAGGAAAUUCAGCUUAGUUUGCCAUCAGCUAAGAAAUAUUACCUCAGGGAGACCAUGUACCAUUUAAAGAAAACAUUGACAUGUACCUGCUGUAACUUUUUUUCCCUUUUUUUUUUUCUUCAUUCAUUGUAGAAUAUUAUAAGAUACACAUUUGCAAACAGCACUUUGACCAUCUACGUGGUUUUUCUGUUAAAGUUUCAAAUGUUUCUGUUGUGGUCUUGGGUUCUGAAUUGGUUGUAUUGUUCAGAGGAUUAAAAAAAUCAUAAAAUACACCAGACUAAGAUAGUUUGUUAGCCAGACUGGGAGACCUGCUUAAACCAGCCAAGACCAAGAUUAGCUGGUUCAGAUGGUUGGCCAUAAUUAUCAAACCAGGCCAGUCUUAACCAGCUUGAUUUAUUUAGGUUAAUUUGUCUUGUAAAUCUUCUUAAUGUUCUUAUAGGCACAUGAAUGGGCUAGAUACAUUUAGACAUAUCCCCAGUAUUGCCGUUAUAUAAUCUCUCUUAACACUCAGUGAAUUAAAACAAUGCAAAAUAGAUAAUGUUUGCUGUAUAGUGACAGUUUAUGGAAAUAUGGUUUACUUUGAAUUACAGUUAGAGGUUUGCGAAAGGUUAAAGAAGUUAUGGUACAGUAAUUUUGUUCUUUUUUCUUAUUCUAAAGUUGUGGCUUUUUCUUUUUCCCCAUGUCAUUAUUCCUUUGAUUAGAUUUGUCUUUUUAGACUCUCCGUUUGUUUUUGUUUUUUUCCUCCCUUUUUCUGUAAAUGCGGUCUUGAUGGGUUUCACGUGUAGUCAAGCACUUUUAAUAUUAUUAGUGAACUGCUUAAAACACUUUGUGAUGGUGAAAA